Molecule: messenger RNA, 5264 nt
Organism: Cydia amplana
Lineage: Eukaryota; Metazoa; Arthropoda; Insecta; Lepidoptera; Tortricidae
Gene: Plc21C
Product: 1-phosphatidylinositol 4,5-bisphosphate phosphodiesterase classes I and II-like
Exons: 21
Coding region: 367-4989 (1540 amino acids)
Biological process (GO): phosphatidylinositol-mediated signaling; lipid metabolic process; release of sequestered calcium ion into cytosol
Molecular function (GO): calcium ion binding; phosphatidylinositol-4,5-bisphosphate phospholipase C activity
Source: RefSeq, a predicted model, not a curated record
AAACGCCACUUUAGAUAAAAAUACUGAUAACCAAUCUGUGGAUGCAGUACAGUGGACCAGUGUACGUUUGACAUUCUGAGUUUUUGGUGGUUUAGCUUUAGCGGAGUAUAUAUGAGGGAGAAAUUAUUGUUUGGUAGUUAUUAGGAAGGUGUUAAAUCAUGAAUACAGUUUUCAUGCCCUAGUCUUAAUUGGUUUAGUGUAAUAUUGUGGUUUCGCCUUUAUUUCUAUGAUGUGCCUUUACCUUGUGUACCGUCGAUAGAUCUCGUACACAUCUCGUAGAUAGGUUUGUGCUCGAGAGGAAGAUGACGGUUUUAAUCUGCUACUGUGUUAUUGUUUCCACUUAAUUGCACGAUAACUAUAUUCAAGAUGACAACAAAUAUAAAGUCGGCCAAUGUUACCUUGAGGCCGAUUGAGGUGCCGAAAGCUUUGCAGGAUGGAGAGAAGUUCAUGAAAUGGGAGGAGGAUUCAGGCCAGACAGGCCUGCCAGUUACUCUGAGGGUGGAUGCCAAGGGGUUCUUCCUGUUUUGGACUGACCAGAAUAUGGAAGUGGAGAUGCUGGACAUUGCCACCAUCAGAGAUGUGAGGACAGGAAUCCACGCAAAGGUUCCAAAAGAUCAGAAGAUCCGGAACGUGGUGUUGUUCGGCUCGCAGGGCUCGUUGGAAGAGAAGACUGUGACCGUGUGCUAUGGGGCAGAUUUCGUCAACGUCACUUUCAUUAACUUCUGCUGCACGAGGAAGGAAAUUGCUCAGAUGUGGACCGAAGAGCUAUUUGCAUUGGCAUACAACCUGAACCAGCUUAACAAUCCCACCAUCAAGUUUCUCGAGAAGAUGCACACCAAGAUCACCCUUAAAGCAGACAAGUCUGGAAAAAUACUCGUUAAAAACAUCGUCCGCCUAUUUGCCCAGAACAAGGACGACAAGAAGCGGGUGGAGAAAGCCCUCAGCGAAUCGGGACUUCCUACAGGCAAGAAUGACACCAUCAGCCAAUCCAAGUUCCAGUUCGAGGACUUUUUCAACUUUUACAAGAGCCUCACGCAGCGGAGCGACGCGCAAAAGAUAUUCAACAGCCUAACGGACGGCAAGCCGCACCUGUCAGCGGCGCAGCUGGUGGAUUUCCUCAACGAGGUGCAGCGGGACCCGCGCCUAAACGAGAUCCUUCACCCGUACGCGGACAUCCAGAAAGCCAAGGACCUAAUCAAGGCGUACGAACACAACAAGUAUCACCAGCAGAGAUCGCAGCUAACGUUUGACGGAUUUUUAAGAUUCUUAAUGUCUGAGGAUAACCCAAUAGUGGCGCCCAACAAGUUAGACCUGAGCGACGACAUGGACCAGCCGAUGGCGCACUACUUCAUCAACAGUUCGCACAACACGUACCUGACCGGCCACCAGAUCACCGGCAAGUCCAGCGUCGAGAUCUACCGUCAGAGCUUGCUCGCCGGCUGCAGAUGCGUGGAACUAGAUUUCUGGAACGGGCGCACGGAGGAGCCGGUGAUCGUGCACGGCUACACGUUCGUGCCCGAGAUCAGUGCCAAGGAGGUGCUGGAAGCGAUCGCGGAGAGCGCCUUCAAAACCUCCGACUUACCCGUCAUACUCAGCUUCGAGAACCACUGCAACCCCCGCCAGCAGGCCAAGAUAGCCAACUACUGUCGGGAUAUAUUCGGCGACAAAUUGUUAGACCGCCCUUUGGACUCGCAUCAGCUCGAACCAGGAGGAGAACUACCGCCACCAUUGCUGCUUCGUAAUAAGAUUAUAAUUAAGAACAAAAAGAAACACCACCACCACCACAAGAAAGAGGACUCCUUGGCGUCCGAGGAGAGCGAGGCCAGGCCCGAGCCCCCCGUGCAGGGCAACGGAGACGUGUCUCACGGAAGUCUCGUGCGUCAGAGCUCGAAAGAGUCGUCAUCGUCGUCGGAGUCGGAGAGCUCGUCGGGCGAGGAGGAGGCGGGCGGCGCGGACGGCGGCGGCGAGGAGCCGCGCGAGACGCACGCCGGCGCCGAGAUCUCCGCGCUCGUCAACUACGUGCAGCCCGUGCACUUCAGCUCCUUCGAGAGCGCCGACAAAAAAGGUCGUUUCUACGAGAUGUCGUCAUUCGAUGAGAAGCAAGCAACAGCUCUCCUGAAAGAGCGACCGAUCGAGUUCGUGAACUAUAACAAACACCAACUGUCGCGAGUCUACCCCGCUGGCACGCGUUUCGAUUCCUCCAAUUUCAUGCCACAGGUGUUCUGGAACGCGGGCUGCCAGCUGGUGGCGCUGAACUACCAGACGCUGGACCUGGCGAUGCAGCUCAACCUGGGCACCUUCGAGUACAACCGCCGCUGUGGCUACCUGCUCAAACCGGAGUUUAUGCGGCGAAAGGACCGUCGCCUGGACCCGUUCGCGGAGAGCACCGUGGACGGCAUCAUCGCGGGCUCGCUGGCCGUGACCGUGCUGUCGGGCCAGCUGCUCACGGACAAGCGCUGCGGCACCUACGUGGAGGUGGACAUGUUCGGCCUGCCCGCCGACACGGUGCGCAAGAAGUUCCGCACCAGGGUCGCGCCCAACAACGGCAUCAACCCUGUCUAUGGGGAGGAGCCGUUUGUCUUCAAAAAGGUGGUGUUGCCGGAGCUGGCGAUGAUCCGGAUCGCGGCGCACGAGGAAAGCGGGCGACUACUCGGACACCGCGUGCUGCCCGUGGUGGGGCUUUGUCCGGGUUACCGGCAUGUCAACCUGCGCACCGAGCUGGGCCUGCCGCUACCCGCCAGCCUGUUCCUGCUGGUGGUGGUCAAGGACUACGUGCCGGACAAGCUGUCGGAGCUGGCGGAGGCGCUGGCCAACCCCAUCAAGUACCAGAGCGAGCUGGACAAGCGCGAGCACCAGCUGGCCGUGCUCACCGACGGCACCGACGAGCCGCGCCGCCCCAGCACCUACCCUCCUGUGAAGUCGCAGCUGACGAUGGACGGCAGCCCGCAGCGGCCGAGCGCCCCCGAGCCGGCCGCCGAGCCGCCGCCGCCGCCGGCCGAGCCCAAGGACGCGCCCGAGGAAACACCAGAAUGCAAAUCGAAUGGCGGCGCGGAGGAGCCGGUAUCGGAAACGCUGGACGCGCUGUUGUCGCUCAAGGUGGUGAAGGAGAAGCGCUCGGAGCUGGCGCGCAAGCUCGACGCGCUGCGGCGCAAGUUCGACAAGGAGAGGCGUCCGCUGUCGGCGUACGUUAGCACCAAGCUAGUCAAGAAGCUUUCAUCCAAGAAUAUCAUCGGCGAGGCGAGCUCGAGCGACGAAUGUGCAGGCGCAGGUGCGCCGGGUAGCGCUGAGGCCGUCGCCGCCGAGCGCGAGCUCCGGCUGCGCUACCACCACGCCAUCUACGCGGCGCUCGACAAGCACGUCAUGCUGGACCAGCAGCGGCAGAUGCGGGCGCUCACUGUGAGUACAUGUCACACGACAACCGUCGCCGCCGAGCGCGAGCUCCGGCUGCGCUACCACCACGCCAUCUACGCGGCGCUCGACAAGCACGUCAUGCUGGACCAGCAGCGGCAGAUGCGGGCGCUCACUGUGAGUACACGUCACACGACAACCGUCGCCGCCGAGCGGGAGCUCCGGCUGCGCUACCACCACGCCAUCUACGCGGCGCUCGACAAGCACGUCAUGCUGGACCAGCAGCGGCAGAUGCGGGCGCUCACUGUGAGUACACGUCACACGACAACCGUCGCCGCCGAGCGGGAGCUCCGGCUGCGCUACCACCACGCCAUCUACGCGGCGCUCGACAAGCACGUCAUGCUGGACCAGCAGCGGCAGAUGCGGGCGCUCACUGUGAGUACAUGUCACACGACAACCGUCGCCGCCGAGCGCGAGCUCCGGCUGCGCUACCACCACGCCAUCUACGCGGCGCUCGACAAGCACGUCAUGCUGGACCAGCAGCGGCAGAUGCGGGCGCUCACUGUGAGUACAUGUCACACGACAACCGUCGCCGCCGAGCGCGAGCUCCGGCUGCGCUACCACCACGCCAUCUACGCGGCGCUCGACAAGCACGUCAUGCUGGACCAGCAGCGGCAGAUGCGGGCGCUCACUGUGAGUACACGUCACACGACAACCGUCGCCGCCGAGCGGGAGCUCCGGCUGCGCUACCACCACGCCAUCUACGCGGCGCUCGACAAGCACGUCAUGCUGGACCAGCAGCGGCAGAUGCGGGCGCUCACUGUGAGUACACGUCACACGACAACCGUCGCCGCCGAGCGGGAGCUCCGGCUGCGCUACCACCACGCCAUCUACGCGGCGCUCGACAAGCACGUCAUGCUGGACCAGCAGCGGCAGAUGCGGGCGCUCACUGUGAGUACACGUCACACGGCAACCGUCGCCGCCGAGCGGGAGCUCCGGCUGCGCUACCACCACGCCAUCUACGCGGCGCUCGACAAGCACGUCAUGCUGGACCAGCAGCGGCAGAUGCGGGCGCUCACUGUGAGUACACGUCACACGGCAACCGUCGCCGCCGAGCGGGAGCUCCGGCUGCGCUACCACCACGCCAUCUACGCGGCGCUCGACAAGCACGUCAUGCUGGACCAGCAGCGGCAGAUGCGGGCGCUCACUGUGAGUACAUGUCACACGGCAACCGUCGCCGCCGAGCGGGAGCUCCGGUUGCGCUACCACCACGCCAUCUACGCGGCGCUCGACAAGCACGUCAUGCUGGACCAGCAGCGGCAGAUGCGGGCGCUCACUGACAUGCUGGACGCGGAAAAGAAGGAGGUCCUCAGCCGGCUCGCCAACGACCGCAACAAGGAAGUCAAGGCGCUCGCCAAGAAAACGAACCGGGACAAGGACGAGAUUCUUCGGAUAAAGCGGGAGAUUCACUCGCAGUCGGUGGAGCGCGGCGUGGCGGAGUGCUCGCAGCUGGAGCAGGCGUACGCCGCGCGCCGCGAGGCCCUGGCGCGCGCGCACGAGCGCCUGCGCAACGAGCUGCAGCGCCAUCGCGACCAGGAGCUGCUGGAGCUGGAGCGGCUGUGCGGGCCGCCGGAGGGCUAGAGCGGCCGGCGCGCGCCCGGCCCCCGUCUCCGCCCUCGCGGCCGCGCCGCGCCCCGCGCCGGCGUCCCCGCCCCCGAGGCUCUUUACUUUUGUUAGGAAUCUGUGAUAUUAUCGCCUAAGGAGAGGAACGUACGAGUGGAUCCCGUCUCCGGUCGAGUCUCGGCGACGGCAAUAUUGUUUCGAUUUCGUAAUCUCGUAGUUUUAUUGCGGACCGUUCUCUUUCGGCUCGCCCGCCGCGGCCGCGGGCGCUCGCAUGGCCGCGGCGCCCCGGCGGC